UUAGCUUUGCUUUUUUUUGUGCUUUGCAGGACUAGAACAGGCCUUGACCUCGUCUAACAGGGCAUCGAAAAGGUGUGUUGGGAGCGAGGACACUCCUGGCGUGUUCAAUCUGGCUGCCUCGCGUCUUCUCUCCCUCAGGGACAAAUGUGCCUUGCAAAUGCAAAAUAAGCUCCGCUUCUGGGAGGACCAUCCUGGCCCAAAGCCCUCCUGGAUGACAGAAGUCAGCGGCUGCCCCGUUCAGAUGCCCAGGCCAAUCAGAGGGGAAGCCGGGUCUGGAGAAGGAGGUGUGAUGGCAGCUGUGGACUUCCAGCCACGGUGCUUCCCCUUCUCUCGUGAGUUCCCUGCAGGCAUGAAAACAGAGGUGGCAGAAGCCCCCGAUCUGAGGAACGUGGAGGAGGGCCCUCGAAGAGGAAGAAAGGGCCACCCUUUUGUGCAGGCUGGAACCCCCAAACGGGUGACGCUGUUGCAGGUUAAACCAGAGCCAGAGGAAGGGAUGGCCCAGCCAUGGGGAACCCAGGGGCAGGAAUGGUGGAGAACCUUGCAGCCCGUCUGUUCAGGAGAGCCGUGUCCACAGCUUCGAAGUGGAGGGGAGAUCAAUGGGUUGCCACCCAUCUCCUUAGAGGACAAAUCAGGAUCCGAGCAGUGGCUGGAAGCCCCCUUUGCUAUGGGCCUCAGGGGGGAAACCAAAGGGAUCUACCUGAAUCUGGAGGGCGAAGGAGUGGAAGGGUAUGAGAAGACCAAGGAGGACUGUCAGGAUUAUCUGGGCCAAGAGGGCAUCAGCUCCGAGAUCCAGCGGAAGCGGUUCCGGGAUUUCCACUACCGGGAGGCAGAGGGGCCCCGUGAAGUCUGCGGCCAACUCCGGGACCUCUGCAGCCGGUGGCUGAAGCCAGAGCAGCGUACCAAGGAGCAGCUGCUGGAGAUGGUGAUCCUGGAGCAGUUCUUGGCCAUCCUGCCCUGGGAGAUGCAGAGCUGGGUCAAGGAAGGUGGACCGGAGACCUGCGCCCAAGCAGUGGCCCUGGCUGAGGACUUCCUGUGGGGUGAGGAGGAGCCCGGGGGCUGCUGGGAAGAAAAGGUGCCCCUGGUGUCAUCUGGAGAGGAAAAGAUGAAAGCCACUCUUGGGUCUCCAUUAGAUGUUGAAACCAGACAGUCGGACAAAAAAGUCCAGGAAGAGAAUGAGGAGAGUGAGGAUACCAGCUUGCUCACCAUUGGGACGGUCUCCCUGCAAUGUUCUCGGUCAUCUGCUCUGGAACACGCUCAGAUGACUUUUGAAGAAGUGUCCAUGUGUUUCACCGAGGGGGAGUGGGCCUUGCUGGAUCUGGACCAAAGAGCUCUAUACAGGGAGGUCAUGCUGGAGAAUUACGAGGAUGUGUCUGCUCUGGACAUCCUGACUGCAAAUGAGAUGAAAGAAAAAAGCCGUCCACGGCAGGAGGUCCCUCCUAAGUUGGUGGAAACGCCCAAAAUACUAUCCCGAAGAUCUCAGCAGGGCAUUUGCUUGACACUUGUAGACUGUGAAAGGGAUGGCUCAGCCAGUAAGAAGGACACGGGCAGGACUCAUCUGAAUGGCAUCCUCCAGCUAGCAGGAUCUGAUGGGGUCUUACUGGAAGAUUUCCAAGGGCCCCUUUCUAUGAAGUCGGAACCCUUCGAUCAGGGCUACGAGUCUGACAGACAGCAGGGGCCGCGCACGGUGAAGACACGGAGCCUGAACCUUGAGAAAGAGAAAAACGUUGUGGCAGAUAAUAUUGGCCUAAUUCAUGCUGGAGGAGAGUGCCACACGUGUCGCAAAUGUGGGCAGUCGUUUGAGCACCAGUCUGGGCUGAUUGUCCACCAGAUGAUCCACACAGCUGAGAGGCCCUACGAGUGCCUGGAAUGUGGCAAAAGUUUCUGCCGACGGGAGAACCUGCUUGCGCAUCAGAGAAUCCACCUGGGGGAGAGGCCUUAUGAGUGCCACCAGUGUGGGAAAGCCUUCAGCACGCGCUCGCAUCUGAUUACCCACCAGAGGAUCCACACGGGCGAGAAGCCGUACAGGUGCCUCCACUGUGCCAAGAGUUUCAGCAACAAGUCCUCGCUUGUCACGCAUCAAAGGAUCCACACGGGGGAGAAACCUUACGAGUGCCCUGAAUGUGGGAAAAGUUUCUGCCAGAGCGGGCAGCUGAUCCGGCACCAGCGGAUCCACACGGGAGAAAAGCCGUAUGCGUGCCCUCAGUGUGGGAAGCGUUUCUGCCAGAGAGGACAGCUCAUCCGACACCAGAGAAUGCACACGGGGGAAAAGCCCUAUGAAUGCCUUCAGUGUGGGAAGACCUUCAGCAGGAAAUCCUAUCUCGACAUUCACCUGAGGAUGCACACCGGAGAAAAGCCGUACAUAUGUGCCGAGUGUGGGAAAUGCUUCUGCCAGAGCGCACAGUUAAUCCGGCACCAGAGAAUCCACUCAGGAGAGAAACCUUUUGCAUGCGCUGAGUGUGGAAAGACCUUUUCCCAGAAAGAAAAGGUGACUAGACAUCAGCGGACCCACGUGCAAUCCAAACCGUACGAAUGCCCUGAGUGUCGGAAAACCUUCCCUCAGAAAGAUAAGCUCUUUCACCAUCAAAAAACCCACACAGGGUUUGGAAAUUUAUGAAUGGUUUUGCUGUUAAGAAAAUGAUUAGACUUGUAAAAGGUUUUUGUCUAAAACACAUUAGGAAAAAGUUUGCUGUAGUUUGGACUUUCUGAAUGUUAGAAAAAAUAUGUAAGAGAAAAAAUCCAGCUGGAUUAGGGCCCUAUAAUGCAGUUUCCUGUAAUAGUUGCCAGAUAUUUCUGGAAGAAAUAACGAGUUCCGAUCGUUAGGGAAUUCUCUGCUUGGCGUUGAGGAUAAUACGCUGCUACGCAUCAGUUAGAAAUCAUGUUGGGCAGAAAAAUGUACAACGUUGGGUCAGUAGUGGCACAGGUUAUAGGGAGCUUUUGAUCAUGAAUGCAGUAAAUGAUUUUAGACUCUUGAGUUUAAA
Messenger RNA from Candoia aspera, 2978 nucleotides. RefSeq names its product zinc finger protein 383-like. NCBI's taxonomy places the organism in Eukaryota, Metazoa, Chordata, Lepidosauria, Squamata, Candoiidae. The coding region runs from base 158 to 2614 and encodes 818 amino acids. The record is from RefSeq and is a predicted model, not a curated record. Gene Ontology annotation, molecular function: RNA polymerase II cis-regulatory region sequence-specific DNA binding; DNA-binding transcription repressor activity, RNA polymerase II-specific. The transcript is spliced from 6 exons. Gene Ontology annotation, biological process: regulation of transcription by RNA polymerase II. Gene Ontology annotation, cellular component: nucleoplasm.